AUGGCGUACAGCGCAACCCAAAUCCUAGUGGCUGGAGGGGCAGUCUGGUUCGUCUACCAGUGGUAUCUGUUUCGAGUGACCAAGAAAAAGGUCGACAGUAUCCCGACGUUUGGCGGCGACGGCUUUAUAUCGUCCUAUCUAUCUGGUUGGAAGUUCCUAUUCCAAGGGCAUCGAAUCAUAAACGAAGGUUCCAAAAAGUAUCCUGGCAGAGCAUUCAAAGUCCCGACCAUCACAACCCCCAACCGGUGGCUCAUCAUCGUAAGCGGCCCCGAACUGGCUGGGGACGUCAGAAAGGCCGGAGAAAACCAACUCAACUUUAACGACUACGCGUUCGAGGGCCUCCAAAGUAAAUACACGUUUGGCGACUGCAACACCUGCGCGGAGGAACCGUAUCAUGUCAAAACCGCCCGUGAAUUCAUCAGGGCAUUUCCAUCGCGCUUCGGCGGUGUGAACGAGGAAGUAGUCGAAUGCGUGGCAGCGUAUCUUCCAAAGCGCAGUGAAUGGACGCUAUGCCCUCUCGGGAAAAUCCUUACCCCAAUAGUGGCCAGAGCGAGCAACCGCCUCCUCGUCGGCCUCCCGCUAUGUCAAAACGAAGAUUAUUGCGCGCUCUUGGCAGGCCUGACCACUCGCACCUUCAUCGUCGCCAAUAUCCUCAACAUGUUGCCCGAGUCCUUGAAGCCGCUCGUCGGAAGGUUGCUCAGCAGAUUCCCUACCGAUGUGAAGAAGCUGAACGCAUACUUAGGUCCCCUCUUCGAAGAACGGAGGAGGUUGGAUAAAGCUUAUGGUUCGAACAAGUGGGAAGGGCGACCUAACGAUUUCAUCUCAGCUUUACUGGAUACAGUCCCAGAAAAGUUCAACGACACCAAAGAUCUGGCUCUCCGAGUGAUCAACCUGAACAUCGCAGCGAUCCACACCACCGUCAUCACUUUGAGCUUUAUUCUGUUAGAGCUCGCAGCCCGACAAGAAUAUAUCGCUCCCAUCCGAGAAGAGAUCGAGUCAGUCGCACAAGAAUACGGUUGGACGAAGGAAUCCAUGAGCAGAAUGGUCAAGCUCGACAGCUUCAUGAAGGAAGUAGCGCGCCUCUGCGUAGCCUCCGCACGUAGAAAGGCCAGGACAGAUUACCAACUUUCUGAUGGUACUGUGAUUCCGAAGGGGUUCUCAAUGGCCACAGCAGGUGCCACUUUCCACCUGGAUCCAGAAGCGUACGAGCACCCUGAAGAGUUCGAUGGAUUCAGAUUCUGCAAGGACCUGCAAGACUCGGACGGGGCCAACUUGGGCAAUCUCCGAAACCAAAUGGUCGCUCUCGAUCCCAAUUUCCUAUUAUUCGGCCAAGGCCGACCUGCAUGCCCUGGUCGCAUCUUUGCCGUGAACGAGAUCAAGCUGAUAGUGGCCCACAUCCUGGUCAACUACGACAUCAAGCUGCCGAACGAUAGCACCUCUGCACCUCCUCCCAUAUGGUUUGCGGCGCUCAGAGCACCCAGCCCAAACGCAGCAGUUCUGUUCCGGAAAAGGCAGACUGAGUAG
This is a messenger RNA of Coprinopsis cinerea okayama7#130, 1524 nucleotides long. RefSeq names its product cytochrome P450. The record is from RefSeq and is a predicted model, not a curated record. NCBI's taxonomy places the organism in Eukaryota, Fungi, Basidiomycota, Agaricomycetes, Agaricales, Psathyrellaceae. Gene Ontology annotation, molecular function: heme binding; oxidoreductase activity, acting on paired donors, with incorporation or reduction of molecular oxygen; monooxygenase activity. Bases 1 to 1524 code for a protein of 507 amino acids. The transcript has 12 exons.